AUGGCCAUGAAAGCUGGAAAGUGUACGGUCUGUCCAGGAAAGUGUGCUUGGAAUGUGCACUUUAAUCAACAAUACAAAUGGACUUAUGUCACAGAAAAGAGACAGGGAACCUAUCAGGAUUUAAAGAAGCGAUUUGAGGCUGCACAUGGACAGGUCAUGUCAAAAGAAAAGAUCUUUGAAGAACUUGAAAAUGAGCUUAGGGUUUUUCAGGGUAUUCUCGCUGGAUUAAUUGAAAAAUCUCAAAAGUCCUUGGAGCGGCUGCAAGAAAUUGCCCUCAAGCCCAAUCCUCUGUCCAUCCCUGACUACAUUGAUCUGAUGAUUGAGUCUGAGAAACAAGAAGCCAAGCCUGGAUUUCAAGAUCGCAUUCAGUCUUUAAUGGAAGUCAGGAAGAAGGCAGAGAUCCUCAGUAAGGUUUCCACAGGAGAAGUGCUUCCAGAGGAUUGGAGAGCAUAUACAUCCCAGAAAGAUGAAACUUUUGAGCAAAGCACCUUCUGCAGGAUGCAGGAAGGUGUGUCUCCUAACAUACUGCAGGAGGUGAUGAUACCAGUUGUGAGCAACAGUGACUGUGAUGAUGCUUAUGACUUUCUUAAAAUCACAAGCAAUAUGAUUUGUGCUGGAUUGCUAAAUGAGGGAGGAAAAGAUUCAUGUCAGGGAGACUCUGGAGGUCCAUUGGUUACUAGGAAUGGCUCUCUGUGGAUUAAGUCCGGCGUUGUGAGUUUUGGUAUUAAAUGUGCUGACCCCAAAUAUCCCGGUGUGUACGCCAGAGUCUCUCAGUACCAGGACUGGAUCACCUCUACCAUAGGCAGCAACCCACCUGGAUUUGUCAAAUUCAACAACAAUGGAUUCAGAAUCUCACCCAACCUCCUUUUAGUUUCAGUUUCUCUCACAUCCUCCAUCAUUCCUUUCAUAUGCUCCCUAUAUCUCUCUUCGUAG
Onychostoma macrolepis is the source of this 933-nucleotide messenger RNA. RefSeq names its product plasma kallikrein-like. Gene Ontology annotation, biological process: proteolysis. The transcript has 3 exons. Gene Ontology annotation, molecular function: serine-type endopeptidase activity. The record is from RefSeq and is a predicted model, not a curated record. Lineage: Eukaryota; Metazoa; Chordata; Actinopteri; Cypriniformes; Cyprinidae. Bases 1 to 933 code for a protein of 310 amino acids.